This is a messenger RNA of Nannospalax galili (Upper Galilee mountains blind mole rat), 2116 nucleotides long. RefSeq names its product HGF activator (gene Hgfac). Gene Ontology annotation, molecular function: serine-type endopeptidase activity. The transcript has 14 exons. Lineage: Eukaryota; Metazoa; Chordata; Mammalia; Rodentia; Spalacidae. Bases 64 to 2040 code for a protein of 658 amino acids. Gene Ontology annotation, cellular component: rough endoplasmic reticulum; extracellular region. Gene Ontology annotation, biological process: blood coagulation; zymogen activation. The record is from RefSeq and is a predicted model, not a curated record.
CUUGACCCUACCUGCCCUGGCCGCUCUGCUUCUGCUGCCCCUCACGCCAGCUCAAGAGGAGUCAUGGGGCAAUGGGCCUGGGUCCCCAGCCCCUGCCCCCCACCCAGGCUGUGUCCCUUCCUGCUGCUCCUUCCGCUGCUUCUGGUGGUGCCUCUGGGGGCCCAGCCCCAGGCUGGCAGGAACCACUCAGGAACCCCUGAACUGAAUGUCACAGCUACUCCUGUGACACCCACGAUCCCUGUGACCUCUGUGAACCCCAACACCUCAGCAACAAGUUCUCCGGAGGCAGAGGCAGAGACUGAAGGACCCCAAGAUGCGGAGUUGCCUCUUCCACCCAGGGUCACGCCCUCCAGUAGCAGCCCCCAAGUGCUCACUGAGUCAGGGCAGCCAUGCCGGUUCCCCUUCCGCUACGGUGGCCGCAUGCUACACUCCUGCACCUCAGAGGGAAGUGCCUACAGGAAGUGGUGUGCUACAACACACAACUAUGACCGAGACAGGGCCUGGGGCUACUGUGUAGAGGCCACCCUGCCUGUGGAAGGCCCAGCUGUCCUUGAUCCCUGUGCUUCUGGGCCAUGUCUCAAUGGGGGCACAUGCUCCAGUACCCAGGACCCAGUGUCCUACCACUGCACCUGCCCUCUGGCUUUCACAGGCAAGGACUGUGGCACAGAGAAAUGCUUUGACACGACCCGCUACGAGUAUUUGGAGGUGGGCGACCACUGGGCUCGCGUGCAAGAGGGCCAUGUAGAGCAGUGUGACUGCGUGGAGGGGCAGGCCAGGUGCAAAGGAACCCGCCACACAGCUUGCCUGAGCAGCCCAUGCCUGAAUGGGGGAACCUGCCACCUGAUCGUGGGCACAGGGAUGAACGUCUGUGCCUGCCCACCAGGAUAUGCCGGGCGGCUCUGCAACAUUGUUCCUACAGAGCGCUGCUUCCUGGGGAAUGGUACCGAGUACCGGGGUGUGGCCAGCACCGCUGUCUCGGGCCUGAGUUGCCUGGCUUGGAACUCUGACCUGCUCUACCAGGAGCUGCACGUGGACUCAGUGGGCACCGCUGCCCUGUUGGGGCUGGGCCCUCAUGCUUACUGCCGGAACCCAGACAAGGAUGAGAGGCCCUGGUGCUAUGUGGUGAAGGACAAUGCACUAUCCUGGGAGUACUGCCGCCUGGCAGCCUGUGAAUCCCUGGUCAGAGUCCAGCACCAGCCCUCAGAGGUCUUGGUGACCCUGGCCGAGUCACCCCCAGCCUCACGCCCUACCUGCGGCAAGAGACACAAGAAAAGAACGUUCCUGAGGCCACGCAUCAUUGGUGGCUCAUCCUCUUUGCCUGGCUCGCACCCCUGGCUGGCUGCCAUCUACAUUGGGAACAGCUUCUGUGCUGGAAGCCUUGUCCACACCUGCUGGGUGGUGUCUGCAGCCCACUGCUUCUCCAACAGCCCCUCCAGGGACAGUGUCACGGUGGUGUUGGGCCAGCACUUCUUCAACCGCACGACAGAUGUGACACAGACGUUUGGCAUUGAGAAGUAUGUGCCCUAUUCCCUGUACUCAGUGUUCAACCCCAGCGACCAUGACCUUGUCUUGAUCCGGCUGAAGAAAAAGGGAGACCGCUGUGCCGUACGCUCCCAGUUUGUUAAGCCCAUCUGCCUGCCUGAGGCAGGCAACUCCUUCCCUGCUGGACACAAGUGUCAGAUCGCAGGCUGGGGCCAUGUGAACGAGAAUGUGAGUGGCUACUCCAGCUCCCUGAGGGAGGCCUUGGUCCCCCUUGUUGCUGACCACAAGUGCAGGAGCCCCGAGGUGUACGGCGCUGACAUCAGCCCCAACAUGCUCUGUGCUGGAUACUUUGACUGCAAGUCUGAUGCCUGCCAGGGGGACUCAGGAGGGCCCCUGGCCUGUGAGAAGAAUGGUGUGGCUUACCUAUAUGGUAUCAUCAGUUGGGGUGAUGGCUGCGGGAGACUCAACAAGCCAGGUGUCUACACCCGAGUGGCCAAUUACGUAGACUGGAUCAAUGACCGCAUUCGGCCACCCAAGCGUCCUGCAGCUGCCUCCUGAGACCCCUGGGGAACUUCCUGUCUCCUCAUAAUUCCCUGUCUUAUUACUGGUAAUGAAGCUGUUUCCAAGGACCUGA